CACCCGAACGUGCUCCACCUCUACGACUAUUUUGAAGAUAAGUGCGAGCAGGUGGCCUACAUCGUCACGGAUCUCCUCGAGGGCGGCGAGCUCUUCGACCGGUUGCUCGACAAGGUCAUCUACUCGGAGCACGACGCGCGGCAGGUCGUGCUCGUCAUGCUCGAGGCCUGCUCCUGGCUCCACGGGCGCGGCCUCUGCCACCGCGACUUCAAGCCCGAGAACCUGAUUUUGGCGAGCAAGGACGACGACACGACGAUCCACCUCGUCGACUUCGGCCUCGCGGCGCACGUCGACGACGAGCGGGCCAUGAAGUCGCAGUGCGGCACGCCCCAGUUCCUCGCGCCCGAGAUCGUCGAGGGCAACCCGCCCUACGGCCCCAAGACGGACUGCUGGGCCGUGGGCGUCAUCGCGUACAACCUGCUCCACGGGCUCCCGCCCUUCGACCCCUACAACGACAUGGACCAGGGCGCGCUCUUCGACGACAUCCGCCGAAACAACUGGAAGUUCGACCCCGUGACCUUCGACCACGUGUCGGACGAGGCCAAGGACCUCAUCGCCAAGCUCAUGACGAAGGACGUCGAAUCGCGGCUCACCGCGGAGCAGGCGCUCCUCCACCCCUGGUUC
Molecule: messenger RNA, 624 nt
Organism: Aureococcus anophagefferens
Lineage: Eukaryota; Pelagophyceae; Pelagomonadales; Pelagomonadaceae
Exons: 1
Biological process (GO): protein phosphorylation
Molecular function (GO): protein kinase activity; ATP binding
Source: RefSeq, a predicted model, not a curated record